Messenger RNA from Babesia ovata, 1497 nucleotides. RefSeq names its product vacuolar ATP synthase subunit B. Gene Ontology annotation, molecular function: ATP binding; proton-transporting ATPase activity, rotational mechanism. The record is from RefSeq and is a predicted model, not a curated record. Gene Ontology annotation, biological process: ATP metabolic process; proton transmembrane transport. Gene Ontology annotation, cellular component: proton-transporting V-type ATPase, V1 domain. NCBI's taxonomy places the organism in Eukaryota, Apicomplexa, Aconoidasida, Piroplasmida, Babesiidae. The transcript has a single exon. Bases 1 to 1497 code for a protein of 498 amino acids.
AUGCCGAGGAAAUACACAGAAGUUAUCUCGGAGGCCGACGGCCAUCGAGCGAUGGCACAGGCGGCUGCUGAAGACGGAUCGGCCAGCCUGCGAUACCGGACCAUCGGAGGCGUGAAAGGGCCGCUGGUCAUCCUGGAGAACGUGAGGUGCCCCAAAUACGCAGAAAUGGUGAACAUCAACCUUGGCGACGGCACCACACGUCGAGGCCAAGUGUUGGAAGUGAGAGGUAACGUGGCAGUUGUGCAGGUGUUCGAAGGAACCGCCGGCAUCGACAACCGCAGCUGCAGUGUGGACAUGACCGGCGACGUCCUCAAGAUGGGAGUUAGCGAGGACAUGCUCGGACGCGUGUUUAAUGGCAGCGGGAAACCGGUUGACGGCGGGCCCCGCAUCCUGGCGGACGACUACAUCGACGUUAACGGAGAGGCCAUCAAUCCCAUGUGCAGGCUGCACCCGAGGGAGAUGCUGGAGACAGGAAUUUCAACGAUCGAUAUCAUGAAUUCUGUUGUAUUGGGGCAGAAAAUCCCGCUAUUCUCGGCUGCAGGUCUGCCGCACAACGAAAUCGGUGCGCAAAUCUGUAGACAGGCGUCACUUGUGGACCACAAGGAUGUGGUCGACAGACACCCAGACAACUUCGCCGUCGUAUUCGCAGCCAUGGGUGUCAAUCUGGAAACUGCUUCGUUCUUCAAGAACGAUUUCGAGCAAAACGGUGCCAUGUCAAGAGUGGCUUUGUUCCUUAACCUGGCCAACGACCCGGCCGUAGAGCGCAUUGUCACCCCCCGUUUCGCCUACACCUUAGCCGAGUACCUCGCCUUCGACAGAGAGAUGAACGUCUUCGUCAUCCUGACAGAUAUGUCAGCCUACGCCGACGCGCUCCGUGAGGUAUCAGCUGCCAGGGAGGAGGUGCCCGGUAGGCGUGGAUACCCCGGUUACAUGUACACUGAUUUGGCAAGCCUCUACGAACGUGCUGGCAGAAUACAGGGGUGCAAUGGAAGUAUCACACAGUUCCCCAUCCUUACCAUGCCGAACGAUGACAUCACUCAUCCCAUCCCCGACUUGACGGGUUACAUCACUGAGGGUCAGAUAUUCGUGGACAGGAACCUAUACAACAGGGGUAUAUAUCCCCCGAUCAACGUGCUGCCGUCGCUGUCGCGUCUCAUGAAGUCUGGCAUUGGAAAGGGACUCACCAGGGAGGACCACCCUGCUGUCUCUGACCAACUCUAUUCGGACUAUGCCAUCGGACAAGAUACGCGCACCAUGAAGGCUGUCGUUGGAGAGGAGGCCAUGUCGUCCCAAGAUUUACUGUACCUGGAGUUCACGGACAAGUUCGAGCAGAAGUUCCUCAAGCAGGGACAAUACGAAAGGAGGAGCAUCACCCAAUCACUAGACAUCUGCUGGGAGCUGCUCCGCACCUUCCCCGAAGACAUGCUCAAAAAGAUCAAGAAGGAUAUUAUCAAAAAGUACUACCCAAGGAGUCACGCCACAUCCUCCGCCGUAUGA